AUGUCGCUACGCUGUGAGCCCAGCCUCUGCUUCGUCAUCUCUGUGCUUGUUUCAGGAUGGGAUCUUGUCGUUCUCAGCUUUGUCGUCUCGACAGCAUCGGGGCCUGGUGCACCGAAGCUCGGGGGUUCUGCUUUUGCUUUGGAAUCGCGCUUACCUAUCGCUGCCGAAACCGGGCACAUGACGACGACAACAACCAUAGCAACUACUACUACUACUGCGCCUCAACAAUCCCCCAACACCGGCCGUCCGCCACCGCGAGAAGAAAUUUCCAUUGAAGAAAUCAUAGACGGAUCGUGGUCUCCGGACCAUCGUCCGUUGGCUUGGAUCCCUGGUAUACGUGCUGAUCCAAAUGGCUGGCUCUUGGAUCGCACCGGGCACGAGGGCGAGCUGGCGCGAGUGUACCAUCUGCUGCAUGAUGGGUAUCUUGAUACCGAUUGCGGUAGCAAUCCCAUGUCACAAACCCCUCACAACAUCAUCAAGUUGCCGCAGGAACGCGUCAAUGGCCUAGUGGCACCGACGCCCGAUGAUUUGUGGAUCAGCCCCGACCUCCAUUCCGCUCUACUUGUCUUCAACAAGACCAAAACCUGGAGGCAUUCGUUCACCGGUCUCUAUUGGAUGUUGGAUCUAGAAACAGGCCGUAUAGAACCCCUCGACCCGUCCGUGACCGAUUCAGCAAUCCGACUGGCUGAGUGGUCCCCUCGAGCAGACCCAAUCGCAUUUGUCCGAGGGAACGACUUAUACGUCCGAAAACUUGACAAUUCUACCAAGGGUACCGGCGUCCGGAGAAUCACAGAGGAUGGCAACCAUAACCUACUGUACGGUGUUCCUGACUGGGUCUAUGAAGAAGAAGUACUAGAAGGCAGGAAGGCGCUUUGGUUGUUAGGUACUGGACGCUAUCUAGCCUUCUUGCAGACCAACUGCUCUUCGGUUGGGACGCACACAAUGCAGCACCUCGGCCGCCACCCGCAUAGAGAUGUUGGCUAUCUUCCGGGAAUACAGCAGCACCUCCAGUACACCAGCUUUGCGUACCCGAGACCAGGUACGCCAAACCCGGUUGUGAGUUAA
Messenger RNA from Colletotrichum destructivum, 1065 nucleotides. Its product is annotated as Putative dipeptidylpeptidase IV domain-containing protein. Gene Ontology annotation, biological process: proteolysis. Gene Ontology annotation, cellular component: plasma membrane. The record is from RefSeq and is a predicted model, not a curated record. Lineage: Eukaryota; Fungi; Ascomycota; Sordariomycetes; Glomerellales; Glomerellaceae. Gene Ontology annotation, molecular function: dipeptidyl-peptidase activity. The transcript has a single exon. The coding region runs from base 1 to 1065 and encodes 354 amino acids.